Rhea pennata is the source of this 1895-nucleotide messenger RNA. It is a transcript of the gene NTPCR, whose product is annotated as nucleoside-triphosphatase, cancer-related. Gene Ontology annotation, molecular function: ATP hydrolysis activity. The transcript is spliced from 5 exons. The record is from RefSeq and is a predicted model, not a curated record. Bases 37 to 609 code for a protein of 190 amino acids. NCBI's taxonomy places the organism in Eukaryota, Metazoa, Chordata, Aves, Rheiformes, Rheidae.
GCGAGGCGAGGCGGCGGCGGGGCGGGAGCGGCCGCCAUGUCCAAGCACGUUUUCCUCACGGGACCCCCAGGGGUUGGAAAGACUACUUUGAUCCAGAAGGUCUGUCAAGCUCUAAAAUCCACAGGGGUUCCCAUUGAUGGAUUUUACACAGAGGAAGUCCGAGAAGGUGGCAGGAGAACAGGAUUUGAUGUUGUCACUCUGUCUGGAAAACGAGAACCUUUAUCUAGAGUCAGUUCUGAUUCUUCUUCUUCAAGACGUGAAUAUCGAGUUGGACAAUACGUCGUAGACGUUGUUUCCUUUGAGCAGUUGGUUAUUCCUUUGCUGAGAAAUGUAAAUCUUGGCAGUGAUGCAGAGAAAAAAAUUUGUGUCAUAGAUGAGAUUGGUAAAAUGGAGCUCUUCAGCCAGUCUUUUAUUCAAGCCAUUCGUCAAACACUGACUGCUUCAGGAACCGUGAUACUUGGAACUAUUCCAAUACCCAAGGGAAAGCCGCUGGAUCUUGUUGAAGAAAUAAGAAGUAGAAAAGAUGUUAAAGUGUUCAAUAUUAAUAAGGAAAACAGAAACAGCAUUUUGCAAGACAUCUUGGCAACGGUGGAAUCCUGCAGAAAAUGAAGACCCUUCUCUUGCCUGUAAACACUAAGCUUUUAUUUUUACAAAACAUUACAACGUUUUGCAGGUCUUUUAGUCUGUCCUUCCUGUGUAAGCCGCUGGAGGGUUUACUGGAGCCUCCAGGGUAAGCAGGAUAAAGCUGGUAAUACUUGAAAAUGUGAAAAUGAUAUGGUAGGAUUCUUGUUUAUUCAGUUCACAGGCCUAUCAAAAAAUUGAAGAGACCUGUAGUUAACAUCAAAUUCUAAUCUGGAUAUUUGAAAGUUGAGUGGCUGACUCUGAUGCUAGUUAUACCAUGCAAAAGCAAUUAGCUGUCAAAUAUACUGGAGCUAUGUCUGACAGAGAUCUUAAUUCUUCAGCAUGUGACAUGGACUGUUCUGUCUAGAGAGCAUUUUGAUGUGGGUAAAGCCCCCACUGAGUAAUGUGCAUUGAAUAACUGCAGCUUAGUCCUACUCUGAUGGAACAGAAAUAUACCGCAAAAGUGUGUGCACUCUGCCUGGUUUAUGUCUCUGUUAACUUCAGCCCAGUUUAGGUGUGUCAGAAGAGUGUGUUUCAGCAUGGCUGCUGAUGGCUCAGAAGAUGGAAGAAAUAACCUGAUUUCCCAGCACACCCUCUUCAAUUGCAGUAUAAGAAGGGUUACCUAAAAUUGCAAGCAAAUUUACUGUAAUCCUGAGUGGAACUUGCAAAAUGCUACUUAAUAAAGGAAAAUAACCAGCUCCACCCUCUUCUUAAGUAGCCCAGACAAUAGCUGAUAAAAAAAGGUUGUAUUUUUAUGUUAAUUUUGAAGUUUCUGAUGGCAAUCCUCUUCUCAUUCCCUAAAAAAAAAAAAAAAAAAAAAAAAAAAAGGUCCAUGAAGCAUAGUCAAAUCAAAAUCAUCACAUAUGCUUUUCAUGCAGAAUUUAAUAGAUCAGGAUAGACUAAAUUCUGCAUUUGUCUGUAUAGGUUGUACAAUCCAUUAUGGUUCAUUAAUAUUUACUUUUUUUUCCUUCUUAUUCAGUUCUGUGCGUGCUUCAUGGUUAAUGGUGAAAUGAGAAGUGUUUGAAAGUAUUAGACAAUGUAUUUCCCUAGGAGGUUUGCAAAUGUGUUCAGAAAAAGUGCUACCACUUAAUCAGUUUUGCAUGUUGUGAAAAUAGAGUUCCCUCCCAGGUGCACACUUGUUCAUUGUAUGAUUUAUGGUGGUCUCGGGCUGUAAAAAGAUAUUAAGAAUUCAGUCUUCUCUGUUUUUAACUUUUUUUUUUUCUGUUCAACAACUGUUAAAAUGAGCAUAGUAUUUAAAGACAUUUUCAAACAUC